Molecule: messenger RNA, 3229 nt
Organism: Mercenaria mercenaria
Lineage: Eukaryota; Metazoa; Mollusca; Bivalvia; Venerida; Veneridae
Product: solute carrier family 22 member 18-like
Exons: 10
Coding region: 308-1648 (446 amino acids)
Biological process (GO): transmembrane transport
Molecular function (GO): transmembrane transporter activity
Source: RefSeq, a predicted model, not a curated record
GAAACCGAAAAUAGAAAAUAACAAACUUGCACAAAGAACUGUUUUUAACGUAUUGGAGUAGCUAAAACAACUGUCUUUUUUUUCUGAAUAAUUCUGCGUAGAUAGUUGUGAAAAUGAAACUGAAUAUGAAUAACAAAACAAUUAUAUAGUUUAAAGUGGUAAAUUAUAAUUACACCAUGCAUGACCUAAAACUUGUGGGAAUGUAUGCGAAAGGUAAUGGUUUAUGUUAAAUAUUUGGAUCGCUUUCUAUUCGGAUAGUUAUCAAGCAGGAAAUGGAUAUUUCCAACUUUCUUUGUAGACCAGCAUCAUGAGUGGACGAGAAGAUGGCUCGGCCUAUCAGAGGAUCACACGUUCUAAUGAAAACAGAUCUGAUAAUAUGACAGACUCAAAAGAUCUUAAUGAUCAGCAGAAUCUCUUGAAUAGUGAAAAACCAGCAUCAAACAUGGAGAAUAAACGUAAUGAAAUUCACCUAUUUGGAUGGACUUUUAACAAAGUGAUUUUGUUAACACAUGUCAACAUUUUUUUGUAUUCAGCCUGUUUUUGGAUACAAACAGGAACUCUUCCAUAUUUGUCAAAAAAAUUAGGAGUGAAUGCAGUAUGGUACGGGUAUCUUCAAACUACAUUUGCCAUUGUACAGUUGGCUGGAGGACCAUUGUACGGAAGGUUUGGUGACCUGUUUGGCAGUCGGGCAGCAAUGACCUUGGCCUUUGUUUCAGCAGCUUUAUCAUAUCUGUUGUUGUCAGUAUCAACAUCUGUACCAAUACUCUUCCUCUCCAGACUGCCCUCAGUGUUCAUGCAUGCUAUGCAAGGAGGGCAGAUGAUUGUUACUGAUUUGGGAGACUCGGGCAAGCGUGCAGAUGCCCUGGGGAAGUUAGGAUUGUCCUAUGGAGUUGGAAUGGUUGUUGGCCCAGUAGUUGGGGGACUCAUCACAAAGUUUCAAGGACUAGAGUUUGCUGCAUUUGUUGCGUUCCUGGGAUCUGUGCUCAGUAUAUGUUUGGUGGUAAUGUUUGUGCCAAAACAGACUAAAAAAGUGCAAGUUGAAGAAAAAGGUGGCGGUGCCUUAUUAGACUGGAGGAAAUGGUUGUCACUGAUAAUGGCCCCUGGGGCACUGUUCCUGCUCAUUCUGAGGGUAGCAACAGGAAUUCCAAUUGGAAUAUUUCAGAGCAUGUUUCAAGUGGUUGCUCUGGAAACAUUUAAUUUGCCAGCUGAUCAAAAUGGAUAUUUAAUGGCUUAUAUAGGAAUACUCACGAUGAUAGUACAAGGUGUUGGAGUGGGAAUAGUGCUGAAGAAAGUCAGUGAAAAUGCAAUAAUGAAAUGGGCCUCAUUUCUACUUGUGUGGUCAUACUUAAGUCUUUCUUAUGUAUCAGACAUUGUCCAGUUAUGUGUUGUACUGGCACCAUUAACUAUCAGUCUAGCAUCACAGAAUAUUGUCAUCAGCAGUGCAUUGACAAGGACGGUAGAUGAAGUUGAUACUGGUGCAAUGUUGGGUUUAAAUAUGGCAACAAAUUCCCUAAUACGGACAGUUUCACCUACCAUCGGAGGAAUAAUGUUGGAAAAUCUUGGAUUUUCAUCGUUUGGAUAUCUAGGUUUCCUAUCGUCCGGCAUUGUAACUGCAGUGCUGUUUAUCAAGUUCCGGAACAAAACAUGACCUCUUGUUGAUUUUUAAAGUUCAUGCCCUAUUUGUUACACAUACAGUUUUAUUUCUUGUUGAUCAUAUCACUUCUUAAAGAAUAUGCUCAAUCAUACUUUCUCUAACUGUAUGAAAUGUUAUUUAUUUAUAAAUAUAAAAUUGUAAAAUAAUGUGUAUUAUGUCACAUUCCUAGGUCUUUAGUUAUGGAUCAAAUAUUUUAUUAUCUGUUUUUGUUUUUCAAUUGAUUCCUAUCAGUUCGUUUUUAAAAUCAUUUUUGAAAGUUAAGCAAUACCAGGUCACUCAGACCCACCCACUUAGCUCAGUAAGGAGAGCACAGAUCUAAAGAUUGCAGGAUUGUGAGUUUGAUCCCCAUUGUAUGGUAUCCAUGAAGAUUCAAUCAAGACAUUAUGUCUGAAGUUUUAUUGUCCCCCACAUCUGAUUCAUUUCGAGAAAGUUGACAAUUAUUUGUGGAGAAUACAUUAGUGCUUGUACAGAAUCCAGGAUCUCUGGUUAGAUUAACUGCCCACUGUUAUAUAACUGAAAUACUGUUGAAAAACAGCACUAAACCCAAAAAUAAAACAGCAACUGUAUUUAUAUUUGGACAAAGCAAGGUAUAGAUCAGUCUUUUAUUCAAUGAGUUUUCUUCUCUGAGUCAGACUUCUUUUUUCAUUCUGUUAAUAUAUGUUUCUUAUAACAAUGUGCUACUUUGAUGCCUCCCACAUUACAAUUGUUCCUUUAGAUGACAAGUAUUGCCAUCAGUUCUACUGGAUUCGUUUUCAUGAGCCUGCUUGCUUAGCUCAACAGGGAGAGUGCAGAUCUACAGAUCGCAGGGUCUUGAGUUUGAUCUGAGGGUGGGGUGCAUGUUCUCUGUGAUGAUAUGAUAAAAGACAUUGUGUCUGAAAUUAUUCGUCCUCCACCUCUGAUUCAAUUGGGGAAGUUGGCAGUUAAUUGCGGUGAACAGGUUUGUACUGGUACAGAAUCCAGUAACACCAAUUAUGUUAACUACCUGCCAUUACAUAAUUGAAAUACUGUUAGAAAACAGCUUUUAACUCAAUACAAACAAAAACAAACAAACAUUUGAUCUUCAUGAGCUUUCCAUCCCAUGUAAGCAAGGCACUUUAAGUUCUUUUGUUGGAUGUCAAACAGAAGAUUUCUACGGCAAAUUGUUGAUUUAAUCAAGCUAUGUCUUAAUAUACUUGCCUCAAUAACUUUGACCAGACUCUUGUUUAAAAACUGUUGGGCCUUGCUUAGAAUACUUGUAUUACAUGACUGUGUUUUAACAUAUAUUCUGCUUUCAUUUUAUGCUCACAGUGUAAUGAUGAUAUUGCAAAUGUUUGACCAAAACUUGAUUAUGUAGCUUGAUAACUGAAUAAGGACCUAUGUUUUUAUUGGCUGAUUUUAUUGUCUUUUUACGUUUUUAUGUCUUGUUAUUGAAGAAUUAUUCUUUUAUUUAUAUAAAUUUAUGUAUGAACUUAAGAUUAACUAAAACAUGGAUGUAAAUAAGAGGGUUGAACACUAGGGACCUAUAAGUAUUUAAUAUAAAUGCAGAAAAGUUGAAUUUGUUAGAAUUUUAUUUCAAUAAACAAGUUUUUAGCAUAA